This is a messenger RNA of Poecilia reticulata (guppy), 2387 nucleotides long. RefSeq lists its product as uncharacterized. Lineage: Eukaryota; Metazoa; Chordata; Actinopteri; Cyprinodontiformes; Poeciliidae. The record is from RefSeq and is a predicted model, not a curated record.
UGGUGGCUGAAGAAAAAUCCACAUAUAAGCCGCACUCGGCUAUAAGCCGCAUGGUUCAAAGCUUAGGAAAAAAGUCGCGGCUUAUAGUCUGGGAAAUACGGUAGUUAUUGCUGUAUAAUGACAUUUAAGUGCCGGCUGAUUGUUAAAAACAAAGACAGUGAAAACUGCUGAACCAGCUUGUCACUGUAACGACUGUGGAGGAAGUGCAAAGAUCUAAUAUUGGGUUUGUUAGUGUUACACCAAACUGACUGUACCUUCAUUAAGCUUCUGCUGCAAAGCAUAAAGAUGGGAUGUUUGUUCUGCAGGGAUGUUUUUCUGUGGAAGUAACUUGACUGUUUUGCAUGGAGCGUUGUACAACAGUAGGCAAAUGCAGAUUAUAAUUAUUCAAGAAAACGUCCCAUGAAAGAUCUAAAAAUGGCUGCCAUCAAACCCGUCCAACCUGACUGACCAUAUCAAAGUACAUGAGGUUCAUUCAUUACAGGUUUGCCAGGAAGUCUGUUGAUUCCCCUUCCGUGUUUACCAAAUUUCUCCACUUUGAAUUUUUCAACACCAGUCCAUUGUGGAACAUUUUCUCAUGCACAGUAGCUUCCUGGAUCACUAUGUAAAUGCUCACCGGAUUUCUAAAUUCACCUGACUUGUUUCUUUCUCAGUAUUCGUGUAGAGACGCUCACUCUGUCACCAUGUUUCUCUUGGUGCUGUCACUGCUGGUCAGCGGUUCACAAGCUUCACAUUUUCUUGGCACUAUGAUGACUUACUACCCAGGAGAAACUCAAACUAACGGAUAUGUAACAGUAAGUGGGCACUUUGUAACUUAUGGCUGCCUUUAAUGCUGCUUAACAUCUUUGUAAUUCACAGGUGAUCCUUCGCUACAAGCAGAAUUUUGUUGAAUGCACACAGUUACGUAAGCAGAUAAUGGUGUACACCUGGUACUGCGAAGGUAACUGUGGGUCUUGGACUGAGACGCUUCCAUUAACCAAAGUGGAGAAAGUCGACGGUGAAUGGUGUCAGACAGAAGGAGUCAUAACUCAUCAGCUUCCCAACAACACUGGAUUUCAGACUAAAAUGGAUGGUGGAAACUGGAUAGACUACAUUUUAAACGGUGUUGUAGACUGGAGAGCUGUGGCUGCUGUGGAACUGAGGAACCGGUCCGACAUCGGCAAACCCAACACAUCCCCACAGACCACCAUCCUCCCAGCUUUAAGAGUUCCUGUAAACUGCCCAAGAACUAUUAACUUGUUGGCCUUUGACCCUGACGGAGACGAGGUUAAAUGCAGAUAUGGGAACAAAACAAAUUCAGAGUGCAACCCCUGUAACCCUCCAUCUGUCCUCAAUGUCUCCUCAUCCUGCUCUCUGACAUUCAGCUCCCCUGAAAGCAGCACCAGUUCUGAACUUCGAUAUGCAGUCCAGCUGGUGGUAGAAGAUUUUCCCAGACAGACCAUCACUCUGACUGAAACCGGCGGCUCACAGGAAGUGAAAACUACCAGCGACGCCAUCAGCAAGAUACCUUUACAGUUUGCCUUGAAAGUGAUUCCUGAGGUGCCGUCCUGUGCAGAAGGUUCCUAUGUGGCCAGAUUUCUGCCUCCAACCCCAGACAACAGAGCUCAGAAAUUCGUCCAAGUCAAUAAGGUGCUGGAAAUCAACAUCAGAGCAGAAGCAACUCAUUCCAACGUUACUGGACUGCUGUUCAGCGGGCCUCACAGUGUAUCUAAGAGUUCGUCCGGAUCGGGAAGCUUCAGCCUGAGAUGGACACCAACCGCAACAGAAAGUGGACAGAGCCACCCCAUCUGCUUUGUUGUCGAGACGAGUUACAACAGCAAUACCUACCACUCUGACCUCCGAUGUGUUACUGUCACCGUUGGAAACUAUUAUGUUGUGGCUCUCAGAGGACGGAUCUCAACUUCCUUAUCUCUGGAGAACGAUUACGAUGCUCUGGUCAAACAGAUUCAGGAUGAACUGACCAGACGAGGGCUGCACACAAGCAUAAAUGUUCUCCUCCACAGGACGGGGUGAUUUAAAUUUGGGACACACUCUGUACUUCUGCUGAGUGAUGCAUUUUCUGAAAUUGGGAUCUAUGGCUUUUUGUUACUUGUUACUUUAAUAAUCAUGACUAUUGCAGCUGAUAUCUCUCUGUUGUCCACUGGAGAAGAAUCGAAUCUCCUUCCUGAGCGUUAAAAAAUAAUCUGGUUGUUGAACAACCUUUUUUAUCAUCACAGUUAUUUGUCUGUUUUAGUUUUUAUAACUUUCUUCUAUAUGAAAUAAACAGUUUUAGUGUUAAUCAUAACGAUUAACGUCAUCAUUUAAGAGGAAAACACGCCUACAGGUAUAAAAGUUUGUGCACAAGGGAAACAAUUCAGGAAAAGCUGAUUUAUUUGACUUCUGCACCAGCU